CGCGCGCGUCCGAGCGGGUUGCCCGGCUGCCCGAGUAGCCGCUGCGGUGGACCUCGCCGGUGCCCCGAGCCCCGUCGGCGCUUCUCACUGACCCCUGCGGGCCCCGCAACCUGGGAAGGAGGCCGCUCCAGGCCGGGCGCCGGCUCUACGCGGCAGCCUUGCAACCCGGAAAGGCGGCCGGCGGAGCCCGGAGCCGGAUUCUGCUCGGACCCGGCCCCCGCGGGCAUGUCGGAGGCGAGGAAGGGGCCGGACGAGACGGAUGAGAGCCAGUAUGACUCGGGCAUCGAGUCUCUGCGCUCUCUGCGAUCCCUGCCCGAGCCCGCCCCUGCCCCGGCCUCGGCCUCCGGGCCCUCCGACGGCGGCGGCUCCCAGCCCUGGACCCAUCCUCCCCGAACCGCCAAGGAGCCACAGGAGAAGGAAGACACAGAUGGGGAGCGGGCUGACUCCACCUAUGGCUCCUCGUCGCUCACCGAGCCCCUGACCUUGUUGAGGAGCCCCGAGACCGAGGACCCAGCUCCAGGCUCGCCGCUCCCCCCUGCGGGGGCGCUGAACCCUCAGCAGCUGGAAGCCCUCACUUACAUCUCUGAGGACGGAGACACGCUGGUCCACCUGGCGGUGAUUCAUGAGGCCCCAGCUGUGCUGCUCUUUUGCCUGACUUUGCUGCCCCAGGAGGUCCUGGACAUUCAGAACAACCUUUACCAGACAGCACUCCAUCUGGCUGUACAUCUGGACCAGCCGGGUGCAGUUCGGGCCCUGGUGCUGAAGGGGGCCAGCCGGGUGUUACAGGACCGGCACGGUGACACAGCCCUGCAUGUGGCCUGCCAGCGCCAGCAUCUGGCCUGUGCCCGCUGCCUGCUGGAGGGACGGCCAGAGCCAGGCAGAGGACCGGCCCACUCCCUGGACCUCCAGCUGCAAAACUGGCAAGGUCUGGCUUGUCUCCACAUCGCCACCCUUCAGAGGAACCGGCCACUCAUGGAACUGCUGCUUCAGAAUGGAGCUGACAUUGACGCACAGGAGGGCACGAGUGGGAAGACAGCACUGCAUCUGGCCGUGGAGACCCAGGAGCGGGGUCUGGUGCAGUUCCUUCUCCAGGCUGGUGCCCGGGUAGACGCCCGCAUGCUCAAUGGGUGCACACCCCUGCACCUCGCGGCGGGCCGGGGCCUCAGCAGCAUCUCAUCCACUCUGUGUGAGGCGGGUGCUGACUCCCUGCUGCGGAACGUGGAGGAUGAGACUCCACAGGACCUGGCUGAGGAUCCCCUUGCUCUUUUGCCCUUCGAUGACCUGAAGAUCUCAGGGAAGCCCCUGCUGUGUGCUGACUGAAGCCAGGGCAGGGUCUGGGGCCCGGGGGCUCCACCUCUUCCCAUCUGGAAGCUGGAGCCACAGCUGCUGCAGUUUGGUUGGGCCCAGGCAAUGUGCCCUUCUGGUGUCCUGGGGACUGCUGAGGCCAGAGCCUGGGGCCAGCACAGUCCUGAGCUGAGAGGAGAGAGCCCGUCUGGAAGGAAGAGCUUCCCAGGUGCAUGGAGAUUCUGAGAAGAUUCCCAAAGCCCCGGGAUACUUGGCGGAGCCUGUUUGCCUCUCUUGAAGACGGCAGAGGCUGUCGUUUCCACCCACGUUGGGUUAGCCUGCAACUGCCAACCAGAAGGAAAACAUGGACUCUCCUGAGUGAGGAGAGAAACUGAAAUAUGAGCAAGCAGGGCCCUGAGGGGUUCCACCUCACUGCUGCUGAGGACUCUUAACACUGUUGUUUAAAGACUUCACACAGACGGCCGUGAACUGAGCCUCUGGGGAAGGGGAAGUUUCAAUAACAUGACACUAAAAUGGCAUAGACUUUUUGAAAAGUU
This is a messenger RNA of Ceratotherium simum simum (southern white rhinoceros), 1841 nucleotides long. RefSeq names its product NFKB inhibitor epsilon (gene NFKBIE). Gene Ontology annotation, cellular component: cytosol. The record is from RefSeq and is a predicted model, not a curated record. Gene Ontology annotation, molecular function: NF-kappaB binding. Gene Ontology annotation, biological process: cellular response to tumor necrosis factor. Lineage: Eukaryota; Metazoa; Chordata; Mammalia; Perissodactyla; Rhinocerotidae.